AUGAAAUCUGUGCCAUUUUACCACGUGCUUGACUUCUUUUACGAUGACGAGGACGGCUGCGCUCUCACGAUCACUCGGAAUUCGGUUAGAUUCCAUAUCAUUGCUGACGGCAAGCAACUAAAGCGUGAAUCUGACGCGGAAGAGGGCCGGGAAUACUUUCGGCUGCUGCAAAGCUUGCGAGAUUCUGAGCGAAAUGAGGAUGAGCAGACCUCAAUCGACAGUGGCGUGGGUCUUCACACGACUGACUCCGAGUCCAAGCGAAGUGGAACGACUUGUGAAAAUACUGAGGAGCAAAUGCGCAAAUGGAUGUUAGCACCCGUGUCUGCACACCUCAACAACCUCGCCCCUGACCCAUCGCCGUCCGAUGAACAGACUCAGACCCUGGAGCAGUGGUACUCUUGCAAGACGCACUUUUUCAACCUCGAAAUCGUCGACCAGGACCUUCAAGCCGUCGAAUUGGCAUCAUCAGAGGACCUUGAGGAAAGGAUGACGAAACUCAGGCCACACCUCGCGCCUGUACCGAAAUACAUUAGCAACAUUGACGUGCCUUGGUACUCUUCCGCCGACCUCGCAGUCCUUGAAUGUGCGGACACACCAGACCCGUACCAUCCGUGUCUUGUAAAGCACCAACAGAGCGGCGAGCAAAUGUUUUUCAAGACAGUCGAUAACAACAACAUUCAGCCUAUAAAACGAGAGAUUCACAUUUUGGACAAGAUAGAAAAGAGAGGACUAAGACAACAGUUCUAUUGUCCGAAACUCUUGGGGAUUGUAACAAGCGCCACGCCAGCCGAAGCCGAGAAGAACAGCAGGAACUCCAUCAUGGGCUUCCUACAGACAGCAAUUGAUCAACCGACGCCGCUGACCACAAAACUGGACUCGGCAAUACCGCAAGAUAAACGAGACGCCUGGGCUCGGAAGGCUGACGAGGCGAAGAAGACCUUGCACGAAAACGGCAUUAUCUGGGGAGAUGCUAAAGCGGACAAUUUCGUGGUGGACGCGGAAGAGAAUUUGUGGAUUAUAGACUUCGGCGGCAGCUAUACCGAGGGCUGGGUUGAUCCCGAGAUCGCCGAAACAAAACAGGGUGACAACAUGGGAGUGAAGAAAAUAGUCAAUGCGUUGAGAGACCCCGACGAAAACGUUGCUGGCAACGAAACCAGCAAAGACGGCGAACAUACGAGAGUCACGUCGACAAUUGGCCGGACAAGGAAACGGGUGGACGGAUCCCAUGGAAAAUAG
Diaporthe citri is the source of this 1236-nucleotide messenger RNA. RefSeq lists its product as uncharacterized. The transcript has 2 exons. The coding region runs from base 1 to 1236 and encodes 411 amino acids. NCBI's taxonomy places the organism in Eukaryota, Fungi, Ascomycota, Sordariomycetes, Diaporthales, Diaporthaceae. The record is from RefSeq and is a predicted model, not a curated record.